AUGGAUACCAUCUUAGACAAGGCGACUGUAAAGGGAAUUUGGGACUCCAUGAGACAGAAGUACCAAGGAUCCACAAAGGUUAGAAGAGCCCAACUGAAGGCACUCAGAAGGGAAUUUGAGAUUCUGGGAAUGAGAGAAGGGGAGAAGGUGGAUGAAUACUUCGCUCACACACUCACCAUCGCGAACAAGAUGAAGGCACAUGGCGAGAGAAUGGAACAAUUGGUGAUAGUCGAAAAGAUCUUAAGGUCUAUGACUCCUAAAUUUGAUUAUAUGGUGUGUUCGAUAGAGGAGUCUAACAAUCUUACAACCAUGACCAUUGAUGAACUCCAAAGCAGUCUUCUGGUGCAUGAACAACGUAUGAUUGGUCACAGUGGAGAUGAACAUGUACUGAAGGCAACUCUUGAAGAUAAUUUUGCAGCUAGAGGAAGAGGCCGUGGAGGAUUUCGAGGACGGGGAAGAGGCAGAGGCAGACAAGGUUUCAACAAAGCCUUGAUCGAAUGUUGUAAGUGUCAUAAGCUAGGACACUUUCAAGAUGAGUUCCCUAGUUGGGAAAAGCGGGUGAAGUACACUGAACUUGAAGAGGAGGAGGAGUUAUUGCUCAUGGCUUAUGUGGAGGAAAACAAAUCAAGUAGGGAGGAUGUGUGGUUCUUGGACAGUGGUUGUAGCAAUCACAUGUGCGGAAACAAGAGAUGGUUUUCUACAAUUGAUGAAGGUUUUCGGCAUGCAGUGAAGCUAGGCAACAACACAAGGAUGUCAGUGAUGGGAAAUGGCAACAUCAAGCUUCAAGUCCAUGGUUUAACUCAGGUAAUUAGUGAUGUGUAUUACGUUCCUGAGUUAAGAAAUAAUUUGUUGAGCAUAGGUCAGUUGCAAGAGAGAGGAUUGGCUAUCCUCAUUCAAGAUGGAGUGUGUCAAGUUUACCAUCGGAGAAAGGUGUAA
Molecule: messenger RNA, 936 nt
Organism: Fragaria vesca subsp. vesca
Lineage: Eukaryota; Viridiplantae; Streptophyta; Magnoliopsida; Rosales; Rosaceae
Exons: 1
Coding region: 1-936 (311 amino acids)
Source: RefSeq, a predicted model, not a curated record